AAAUAGGUAAGUGAGGUGCCCAUAGAGAAUGUAACAAGUUUUUUUUCUUAAAAAAAACAUUUUGUGGUGGUGUUGCAAUUAAAAACAUUUGGCAUGUCGAUCGGUUUGGUAGAAUGAGUCGCAUGCGCAGACAAUCCUGUUCCCCUGGUAGGCCAUGACAUAGCUGGAAUGCAGACCUUAAGGCAGGAGAUGACCUAAACUACGGGCUAUAAAUACUACUGGCAACAAAGAAAAUAAACCAUACAAUAAUACUUUUUAUUUAAACUAAAAUAUGUAUUAUAAAUCGAACUGGCCACCAAGAGACAAUUUCUUGCGUUCAAAAAUGAAACAAUAAAUAUGGCUGAUAGGAAACAGUUUCCCGCGCAUAGAACUGUCAGUGUCAAUAUCAAGUGAGUGAAAAUGGUGACGUUAAUGCCGUGCAAUUACCUCGGCGGUACAUCCCCGCGCUGCAGCCUGGACCACAACGAGCCGAAGGCGAAGAGGCCAAGACCUGAUACAGGCACUGAUGUUCGAUUAUCGGGCGACAACAACACGAGUCCCUGCGCAUCUGAAUCGACGUCAGAAUCGCCGCCAUCUUUGUUGCAAGAUGCAACACUUCCCGCGCUUUUAGUGACAGGCGCGUCAACCCUGUUCCAAGCCACGACGUCGAAUAGCUCAGCUCUCAGUUUAACUGACAGCUUGAGUUUGCCACAAGAAGACUGCAGCUUAGCAAAUGGUUGUACGAACGCAUUGAGCGGGCUCGCUCUACCGCUGACAUCGACGGGCUUGUGUUCAACGACGUCAAGCUCAGCUGUAGCCUGGUUAAUGAAUGACGAUAGCACGGGUGGUGGUGUGAAGAGCGAGGUGCGCAGCCCAGGCCUGUGCGAGGCGGACGCGGCGCUGUACGGCGAGACGCUGCCCUACGACCAGUCCGCGCUGCCCUACCAGUAUUACAAUAGUAUGCAGCAAUAUGGCGGCGGAGGUGCGGCUUCGUCGUACGUCAGUUCUACGCUCUACAACCAGCCCUAUGCGGCCUACCCGCCGCCACAUAACACUAAUAAUAGGUCGUCAUGUAAGGCCACACCGACAUAUCUAAGUGCGUACAGUAUGGGCGGCGUCGGCACCGUGCCCAGCUCGGGCUUCGCCACACAGCCCUCUCCGUACGCGUAUUCCUCCUACAAUGGAGGACUGGCGCAAUCCUUUCCUAAUGCACAACAGGAUUAUAGCAGUUAUGCAUCUGGUUACGCCGACCACAACGUGGCCCAGUACGGAGGGUAUUACGCCACCCCGAGCUAUUCUCCUUACGUCAGCUCGCCCAGCAGCAGUGGCAGUGCCGGACAUACUUCAUAUCUCAUCGGCGGUGGACUAGCAGAAUCUCCGUCUUCAAUGGUACCUGCAAUAAAUGACACCAGCCCGCUCUCUCCUAUCAAAAAUGAAGUACACGCAGCCAGUAGGAGAUGCAGAGAGAAUUCUGGCGAGAGCACAGCUAGCAGAUCACGAGGCAGAGGCAGACGGAACACAUCUUCAUCACCGGCACAACAUGUUCCGGAACCUUCAACCGAAAGAGUUUUUAUAUGGGACUUGGAUGAGACAAUCAUUAUCUUCCAUUCACUACUCACUGGAUCUUUUGCUACUAAGUACAAUAAGGAUACACAGCAUAUAGUGCAGUUGGGUUUCAGAAUAGAAGAGAUGAUAUUCAGUUUGGCGGAUGCCCAUUUCUUCUUCAAUGAUGUUGAGGAUUGUGACCAGGAACACAUAGAUGCAGUGGCGGCUGACGAUAGCGGGCAGGAUCUGUCCACGUACAACUUCGCGGCGGAUGGUUUCCACGCGACCACUCCCGGGUUAUGCGCUCCUGGUAUGCGCGGUGGAGUUGACUGGAUGCGGAAGCUGGCAUUCCGGUACAGGAAGAUUAAGGAUACAUAUAAUAAUUAUAGGAAUAGUGUGGGCGGUCUUCUUGGUCCGGCGAAGCGCGAGCAGUGGCUGCAGCUCCGAGCUGAGCUGGAGCAGGCCACAGACAACUGGCUCACGCUCGCCUGCAAGUGUCUAAAUAUGAUUAAUUCCAGAGAGAACUGUGUGAACGUUCUGGUGACGACGACGCAGCUGGUGCCGGCGCUGGCCAAGGUGCUGCUGUUCGGUCUCGGCGGUGUCUUCCCCAUAGAGAACAUAUACUCGGCCACAAAGACAGGAAAAGAGAAUUGCUUCGAUAAGAUAAAGCAACGUUUCGGUGAACGUUGUACUUACGUUGUUAUCGGUGAUGGGAAAGACGAGGAAGCAGCUGCAAAGAACAAGAACUAUCCCUUCUGGCGUAUCUCAGGACAUUCCGACAUCGCAGCGCUUUACAACGCACUCGAUAUGGGCUUCUUAUGAUCUGCUGCUCGCCUGGUACUUCUUACAUUGUUCUACAAUAUAUAUAACUGUAUAUGGACAGGUUAUAUACCUUAGUAUCUUGUACCUAUUUGAUCAUCGCCAUUUUGAAUCUAACUACAGUUACUAGAUACUAGACUACAAUACUAGAUAGAAAUAAUUUGUAAGAACUUCAACAGUUUUAAGUCGGAACAACGUAAAAGCUGUAAUUUCUAAGCAAUGGCCUGUCCAUUUUUUAGAGUUCGUGUAUCUCACAUAAUACUCUUAUGGAUUGCUGCUAUCCUGGUAUUUCACUAGCAUCUUAUGACAGUCAAAAAAUGUUAACAAACAAUGUCAUCUUAAUUGAUAGUGUCAUUUUGAACAAUAAGGAGUGGCAACUGUUAAAUGUUGCCAUAAUUGAAAAAAAAAAUCACUCGUAGUGUCAUGACAUGUCGGUUAACUUAACUCCAGGACACUAAUUUCCUCACAGCAGUGGAACCCCACACUAAUAUUGAGACAGAGUUGUUUCGUGAAUUAAGUCAUAUCAUAAUUAUUAUAUCCCUUUAGUUAAGUUGCAUUUUUAAGUACAUAUUUCGUGUUUAUUUCAAUAUAUAAAACCGUAUUAAACUAUUAUACAGGGUGUCCCAAAAGGCUACGUACAUAGGAAGGGGGGUGAUAGGGGUGGUCAUAAGGGUCACCAGAAAAAAUAAAAUAAACCCCUAUCACCCCC
Molecule: messenger RNA, 3052 nt
Organism: Papilio machaon (common yellow swallowtail)
Lineage: Eukaryota; Metazoa; Arthropoda; Insecta; Lepidoptera; Papilionidae
Gene: eya
Product: eyes absent homolog 2
Exons: 15
Coding region: 400-2346 (648 amino acids)
Biological process (GO): multicellular organism development; cell differentiation; negative regulation of extrinsic apoptotic signaling pathway in absence of ligand
Cellular component (GO): nucleus
Molecular function (GO): protein tyrosine phosphatase activity
Source: RefSeq, a predicted model, not a curated record